CCCUGUGUCCGCUGGAUGAUGUUACACGGCAUCCCGUUACCACUGCUCCUCUAGGACAACUUUCACCGAGAAUAACUUUACAUAUAUGUAUAUUAUUAUUAUUUAUAAGUAAGAAAACGCUACCUUCAUGUGUGUGCUGCAGUGACAAAGAUGGCAGGUAGGAGCAGGCUGCUGCCCUGUGCGUGUCUGGGGCUGUUUGGUGUUCUGUGCUGGGUCUGGGUCUCCUUUGCCUCCUUUCCUGAUGACCGGCUUCACCUGGAGACCCUGGACGCGGUGGACCGGGGAGCUUUCCAGCCCCAGAGUGCUCUGUCAGACAUGGAGUUUGCCUCUGUCGCUACCUACAGAGGACCUGGCAACGCUGACCGCCGCAGUAACAAGGAGCUGCCCAUUCUCCUCUGGUGGAGCGGGGGGCUGUUCCCACAUUUUCCUGGUGACACUGAACGCAUCGACUGCUCCACGUCCUCCUGCCUGGUCACAAGCAAUCGCAAGGUCCAGCUGUACAAGCGGACAACAUCCAUCAUCUUUUAUGGGACAGACUUCAGGGCAUAUGAGGCACCGCUCCCUCGUCUCCGCCACCAGACCUGGGCGCUGUUCCAUGAAGAGUCACCCAUGAAUAACUACUUCCUCUCUCACGGACCAGGAAUCCGGCUGUUCAAUUACACCGCCACAUUUAGCAGGGAGUCGGACUAUCCUCUGACCCUGCAGUGGCUGCCCUCGCUGGAAUACCUGCUGGAGCCUGUAGUCGUGCCCCUGGAGGAGAAGAACCGCCUGAGGAGGGAGGGUCUGGCUCCUGUGCUCUAUAUGCAAUCUCACUGUGACGUACCGUCAGACCGAGACAGAUACGUCCAGGAGCUCAUGAAGUACAUUGAGGUGGACUCGUACGGGAAAUGCUUGAACAACAAACCUCUACCUCAGCAUCUGGAGGACACAGCCACUGCCACUGGCGAAGAACCCAAAUUCAUGAAUUUUGUUGCGCGCUACAAGUUCCACCUGGCACUAGAGAAUGGCCUGUGUCCAGAUUACAUGACAGAGAAGCUGUGGCGGCCUCUCCAUCAGGGCUGUGUGCCCGUCUAUCGAGGCUCCUCGGGGGUGGCAGACUGGAUGCCCAACGAUCACUCUGUGAUCAUCAUAGAUAACUUCCCCUCACCGAAAGCUCUCGCUGACUUUCUCAAACACCUCGAUGAGAACGAUGAUGAAUACAGCAAAUAUUUAGAGUUCAAAAACCACAGGCACAUUACUAACGCUCAUCUGCUGGAGGCACUGGAGACCCGUGAGUGGGGGGUAAAUGACAUGAGUAAACCCAACUACUUGAAUGGAUUUGAGUGCUAUGUGUGCGAUCAGGAGAAUGCACGAUUAGCAGCAGAGCGAGCAUAUAGGAAAGCCCCCAAGAAAAAUCCCCCUCCUGAGCCUAAAAUGGCCAGUAACUCUCAUGUGGGAUGCCCACUGCCCAGACCGGGGUACGGAGACGUCCAAGAUUUACCUGCAAACGAUGGAUGGUUGCAAAUAUGGCCUCAGGAUUACUGGCAGAGCCUCGACCAAGCGGAGGGGCUGGAGUCUCUGAUAAGACAUAACGAGUCAGACCCUUCUCUGCUGUGGAAGCACAUCCAAAACAUUGCUGUGAGCAGAGCCAGAGGAAAACACUGACACAGGCCUCGAAACAAACAGAUGAUGGAGCAUGUCCAGGAUUACAGGGGUGUCACAUAUUAUGCAUCCCCUCUGUUUAAAUGAGGGAAUGAAGCGGACAUUACUCAUAUUUUUGCACCUGAGCCAAAACCUCUUUUACCCUUGUGAGUAGUUUAGUUAUACUAGAACAGAUUCGGAUUUGUUAUUCAGCUGACAUGAUACUUUUGUCACUAUCCCAGGUCCAGUAAUGGGAAAAUAAUGUUUUAGGGCGUUACAUGCUAAUAUUUUCAACUUGUUUUAUUGCCAUAACUGAGGUGCCAUUAUUGCCUCUACUCCGCCUUGGUUUGUUAGCGUUAACUGCACACCGAGCAGUUAUUCCAGAGAGGCACAUUCUCAUGGGAUGCAGAUUUUCAUUGGACUGGGGCAGAGCCAAAGACUUGUCCUCUGUAGCAAGGCAGCUCUGCCUAACUGUGUGUGAAGACCAUCAAGACAGUAGCCAGUGAACUGCAUUAGCUUCUUUACAGUUACUCAGCAGGUAGCUGCUGGCUAUCAGCUAAAGUCACAUUUAUGUAAACAGCUUUUCUAAGUGACUAUGCAAGGAAAACAUUUCACUAAGGAGUGGAGAAAGGCGAAUGUAAAGUUGAGCACAACAUCCCCGUGGAGGAAAAUCUUCACUGUAUUUGUAAAAUAGUUCUCUGGAAGAACUGAGCUCUGAGUAUUUGUGGUAGACACUUUAGAAUAUUGCCCUGACUAUUUUCUGUUACAUCCUGCAAAAAUCAUGUUUAUGUGCAAUAAUUCCAACCAUGCGUUUUCUAAAACUCCACGACGAUCUUGUGUAUCCACUAGCACACUACUUUUGUAUUCCAUGUUUGUACCAGGAUUAUAGAAAUCACUUUAUUUUGUUAACAAAGCAUCAUGUGAACACACUAUUUUGUAUCAAGAAGAAGCAAAAGAAGUAAACAUUUUGUAACAAA
This is a messenger RNA of Stegastes partitus (bicolor damselfish), 2597 nucleotides long. RefSeq names its product fucosyltransferase 11 (alpha (1,3) fucosyltransferase) (gene pofut4). Bases 151 to 1644 code for a protein of 497 amino acids. Gene Ontology annotation, cellular component: Golgi membrane. The transcript is spliced from 5 exons. The record is from RefSeq and is a predicted model, not a curated record. Lineage: Eukaryota; Metazoa; Chordata; Actinopteri; Pomacentridae. Gene Ontology annotation, molecular function: alpha-(1->3)-fucosyltransferase activity.